Molecule: messenger RNA, 2798 nt
Organism: Salmo salar (Atlantic salmon)
Lineage: Eukaryota; Metazoa; Chordata; Actinopteri; Salmoniformes; Salmonidae
Product: fibroblast growth factor receptor substrate 2
Biological process (GO): fibroblast growth factor receptor signaling pathway
Cellular component (GO): cell-cell junction; cytoplasm
Molecular function (GO): fibroblast growth factor receptor binding; transmembrane receptor protein tyrosine kinase adaptor activity
Source: RefSeq, a predicted model, not a curated record
CUCUCGGAAGUUUAGCCAAGUUGCUGUGAUGUAGCUGGCCAGCUAGCAGCUACAUACAUAUCGUUAGCUAAAAGACGGUGCCACUAAGGUAAAAUAGCUUAUUUUAUUGUUCCACUCUAUAUCGAGACAUAAAGGAUUUUACAUGGAAUUACAUCACUUUGCGUUCGAAAACAAGAAUGGUCGCCACCUUCGGAAGACGUUGUGAUUGUUUUUUUGCGCUUUAGCAACCCAGAGGAAGGAUGGUAGAGUUGAGCUAACACAACAGGCUAACGCUAGCUUAAUAUGCGAUAGCAGAGCUAGCUAGCUUGGUUGCGAUCGUUUGUGUCUGAAACGUUUGGAAGAACUACCCCAUCCAUUUGCCAGGGACUCGUAGGGCAGGCCCACAUUUUAUGUUGGCAUAGCAGAUAAAGCAUCAUGACUGCUCCUCCUCAGCCUCGGAGGAAAGAACCAGGGAUACUGGUGGCUGGAUCUAGACAUCAGAUGGUGCUCUGAAGAAGCCAUGGGAAGCUGCUUGAGCUGUCCAGAGAAGGAGUCAAUCCCAGAUAAUCAUCAAACUAAAUUUAAGGUGAUAAACGUGGAUGACGAUGGGAACGAGCUGGGCUCAGGCGUGAUGGAGCUGACGGAGGCAGAGCUGGUCCUCCACACCCAUCGCCGUGACGAUGUUAGGUGGCCUUACAUGUGCCUGCGUCGCUAUGGCUACGACUCCAACCUCUUCUCCUUCGAGAGCGGCCACCGCUGCAAGACGGGACCAGGUAUCUUUGCCUUCAAGUGUGCGCGGGCAGAGGAGAUCUUCAAUAUGCUGCAGGAGGUAAUGCACAGCCACAGCAUCAGUGUGGUGGAGGAGGCCGUGCUGGAGGCCAACCACCAGACUGCUCUGGGCUACUCUGUCCCCACCGUGCCCAAUGGUGUCACCCGGACCCCUUCGGUGGGCGACACCCCCUCGCACCCCUCCACACGCCACCCGUCUGUGGCCAGCACCCGCCUGCCCUCGGUGGGAGAGGAGUCCUCACACCCCCUGCUAGUGGCUGAUGAUGCGAUCCACACCUAUGUGAACACCACAGGUCUGCUGGAUGACCAGCCUAGCCCUCUGACUGUUCCAGCCCCUCUGGACAGCCCCGACUCAGGCCAGUCCCAGUGUCCCCCUACACCCCCCCCUCCACGGGUAGCCAGACCAGAGCCUCUGCCCCCCAUGCCCCAGCUCCAGGAAGAGCCCCAGGUACUACUGGAGCCCCUGGGGGUGCGCUUCGUGCUGGGACCCACCCCUGUGCAGAAGAAGAUGACCAAGGGGAAGCAGUCUACUGGGGGUGGAGAUGGAGAGGAGGCAGGGGAGGACCCAGAGUCCCCGGAUCUUGGAAAGGGGGAGACUAACAGCCACACGGACACACACUGUGCCACAGAGGCCCCAGCCCUACUGGAGGGCCAGCCUCAGCUGCCCCACACACACUCCAACGGCACCUCUGUCGGGGUUACUGCCCCAAUAACAGCCCCCCGCCUCCACCGCACGCCCCCCGACACCCUGCAGAAUGUUAACAACUCAGCCCAGCGACGCACGGCCCUCUUGGACUAUGAGAACCUCCCGGCCCUGCCGCCCGUCUGGGAGACCCGCAAGCCCAGCAACGAGGAGGUGGAGAACAAUGGAGGCGGCCAGGGGGGGCUGAAGACGCCAUCCCUCAACGGCUACAACCACCACCACCACAGCCUCCUCCACCACUCCUACUCCCACCCCCUGUCAGCCUACCCCCCUCUUUCGCCCAUGGAACCCUCCCACAACUACGUCAACACAGAGAAUGUGACGGCUCCUCUCAGCGCCCGCUGUGCCCCCGACAUGGUACGCCGCCGCACCGAUGGACCCACCAUCUUCAACUUUGACUUCCGGCGGCCGUUGGGGCUGCUGUGUCAGGAGCCUCCCAAGACGCUCAACUACAUCGAGGUGGAGAUGGAAUCUACCACCACCUCUUCAUCCGCAGCUGCCAAGGGUGCCUCCUCGGACACCAGCAACCCCCACACGCCCCGCACCCCCACCUCGCCACUACCGCCUACCACCCCCACGCGCCGCACCGAGCUCUAUGCCUUCAUUGACAUCGAGCGCACCGCCGCCAUGUCAAGCCUGCAGAAGGCUCGGCCGCGCGACGACGGAACGUCGAGGAAAACGCGGCACAAUAGCACGGAGCUGCCCACCAAAAGCACUGUCUGACUGAACGGAUCCUUCUGGCACCUGUUUCUACUAUGAACCCCUUUCAAAAGAAAUAUGAAAAAAUGUGAAGGCAGUCUACACAGGGGACUUUCUUAAUAAACAAAGACAGAGAAACACAGGCCAUGGAGACAUUGGAAAUGUAUUCAAAGAGACUCCAGAAAUCGGUCUUAAAUUAGAUUGAAACAGACUUUCUGUUGUGUGUGUGUGUGUGUGUGUGUGUGUGUGUGUGUGUGUGUGUGUGUGUGUGUGUGUGUGUGUGUGUGUGUGUGUGUGUGUGUGUGUGUGUGUGGUUGGUUACCAAAGUAGGUACUUACUUGCGAUAUACCAAUUUAUUCCUAUGGUAAUAUAAUACCUCUUCUCCUUCACUCAUUCUACAGUGCAUUUGGGUUGUUUAUUAUGUUAAUAAGACUGGACUGCAUUCCUCCUCACCCAACCCCUGGUACAAAUCAGUAUUACUGAACAAAGCAUUCCAUUUAGCCUUUUUGAAUGAUAUGAUUCACUACAUGCAUUGCUGCUGUAAUUUCAGUAUCUGAGGAUUACAUGGUACACUACAUGUUUCUGACAAUGUACACUAGAUUCUGGCACAAUAAAUGUCUGUUCUGUU